AGUUAAGUGUGUCCGUAAAACUGAAAUCCAAAAAAGUACAAACAGAAAUUUCUUCAUGUCAUAUACAGAAAACUAUGCGGAAAGGCUAAGCUUGAUAGAAGAGCUUUUGUAGUCUUGUAGGUAACGUCAUAGUGAGAGAAAGAGAUUAAUCUAGAGAGAGAAAGUGGUGAAUGUUUUGGCGGUAGAUUUCAAGGAAGAAGUUGAAGUGUCAAUUCGAAAUCGCUUUCCGCUGCAGCUAUCGAUUUGAUUUUUUUAAUUUACUUUUAAAUUUUAGUAGCUGACGAUUUUAGGGCUCAGCGAUCGUUCGGUGUAUACAGUGCAAUUUGGAGGCUCCUUAGAUGGGUUCAUUGACUAUCAUUAAGGAGCUUUGAACAGAUCGCGGGUGAUUACGACAGGCCAUGGAGGAAAGUGGAAGCAUUACUGGAAAGGUCUUCUUAAAUGGAGAUGCUUAUGGGGGUAGUUUCAAGGGGAUUCUUCCUCAUGGAAAAGGUAAAUAUACUUGGUCAGAUGGAUCCGUUUAUGAUGGUUGUUGGGAAGAAGGAAAAAUGACUGGAGAAGGAUGGCUUAUUUGGCCUUCUGGAGCUUCAUAUGAGGGUGAUUUCUCUGGAGGUUACCUCCAUGGUUUUGGAAUAUUUAAUGGGUCUGAUGGCUCAAUAUACAGAGGUGUUUGGAGAAUGAAUACCCAGCAUGGGAUAGGAAGAAAACAGUAUCAGAAUUCUGAUGUUUAUGAUGGUUGUUGGAAAGAGGGAGUACGUGAAGGCAGCGGUCGAUAUGCAUGGAGUAAUGGAAACAUGUAUAUUGGGAACUGGAAAGAUGGAAAAAUGUGUGGUAGAGGUGUUAUGAAAUGGUUUGAUGGAGAUCUUUUUGAUGGAUUUUGGUUGAAUGGUUUAAGACAUGGUUCAGGCUGUUACCGAUUUGCUGAUGGAAGUUACUACUUUGGGGUGUGGACUAAAGGGCUAAAAGAUGGACUUGGAAUGUUUUAUCCUGCUGGAAGUAAGCAUCGCUUUCUGGGAAAGUCCAGUGAUAGGCAUGACGAGAAGAGGAAAAAGCAGCUCUCACAUACUUCAUCAACUAUUUCAGAGUCUGUGAAACCUAAAGUGAAGCGUAGUAUUUCAGAGAGAUUCUCCUAUAGUUUGCUUAAAGGUUCAGGAAGCAUAUCACUGAGGACUACGUCACAGGGAGAAGACGUUGCCCUUGGUGAUUCCAGCAAAGACAUGUUGGCCUGUGAUUCAUCAAGUGUAUUAUCUCAAAGCUCUCAUGAUGACAAAAGUGAUUUUCUGGAAACUGGUUCUGUGGCAUAUGAAAGAGAAUACACGCAAGGAGUCCUAAUCAAAGAAAGGAUUAUAAAUAUUAGUAGGCUAUCUCGCAAAAGUAAACAACGGAUUAAGUUUCACGCAAAAGAAGUAAAACGGAGGUCAUGUGUGUACUUUCUAGAAGGCCGUAAGAGCUACUAUCUGAUGCUUAAUUUGCAACUUGGUAUCAGGUAUUCUGUUGGCAAGAUUACUCCUGUGCCUAUCCGUGAAGUGAGACAAUCAGAUUUUGGAGAUCAAGCUAGAAUUAAAAUGUACUUUCCCAGGAAGGGUUCCCAAUUUACACCUUCACAUCAUUCCAUCGAUUUUUAUUGGAAGGACUAUUGCCCUAUGGUUUUCAGAUAUUUGAGAGAGUUGUUCAAGCUGGAUGCGGCAGAGUAUAUGAUGUCCAUCUGUGGUGAUGAUGGUCUGAGAGAGCUUUCGUCUCCUGGAAAGAGUGGCAGCCUUUUCUAUCUUUCUCGGGAUGAUAGAUUUGUGAUCAAGACUUUAAAGAAGUCUGAGCUCAAGGUUUGCACAAGAAAAUAAACAUACUAAACUGUU
Molecule: messenger RNA, 1850 nt
Organism: Nicotiana tabacum (common tobacco)
Lineage: Eukaryota; Viridiplantae; Streptophyta; Magnoliopsida; Solanales; Solanaceae
Source: RefSeq, a predicted model, not a curated record